Topomyia yanbarensis is the source of this 4059-nucleotide messenger RNA. RefSeq lists its product as uncharacterized. The coding region runs from base 220 to 4059 and encodes 1279 amino acids. NCBI's taxonomy places the organism in Eukaryota, Metazoa, Arthropoda, Insecta, Diptera, Culicidae. The transcript is spliced from 5 exons. Gene Ontology annotation, molecular function: zinc ion binding. The record is from RefSeq and is a predicted model, not a curated record. Gene Ontology annotation, cellular component: nucleus.
GCAAACAUUUAAAAACAAUCAGUCGAUCGCCGGUGUUUGUAAUUUAUAAUUUUAUUAACAUUAUCUGUUAGCUUAUAUUGUAUAUUAGAUAAACGAAGAGUAGCAUUAGUUAGAGUUUAUAUUCAUAGUGUUCGGAAAAAAAUUUAUGUUUAAAUUAAUUUAAUUUGCUAAUACAAAGGUUACUAGAUAGUCCUUUUGUUAUUUUAAAUUUUUUUGGCGAUGGAUCCCAACGCGGAUUCAGUGCUUACAAUUGAGGAUUUCAACGCCUGCUGCCGUUUGUGUUUCAGUCGCAAUCGAGUGCUUGAAAAUUUGUUCACAUCCUCCCAGUCCGGCAUAUUGGAAAAGAUUCAGAAUUGCUUGGACAUUUCGAUCGUCCCGGAGGAUUCUCCAGCAACUUCAGUUUGCCAACGAUGCUUAAUGCUGGUUGAGCAAUUUCACAAUUAUCGCCAAAUAUGUCAGACGUACGAUCAAAUAUUCCAAAGCAUUUUGAAGAAAUCCCACUCGGUUCUCGGUGAGAACAGUAGGGAGACUGACGAUUUUACGAGAAAGAUUAAAAUUGAGCCGGUUGAUCCCGCUGAUCGAAUAGAACAAGAACCAUUGGAAAUUUGUCAGGAAAACAUCAAGGAAGAACCGUGUUCGAAUGAUACCGUUGCAGAGGCAACAGAUCAGGACGAAGAUAUAGAAGCGGUAGACGCAUCGCUAUGUGACAUGGGUGUUGGUUCGAGUGCUUCUUCAUCUAAGAAAAGAAAAGGAAGGAAGAGAACCGUCAGAGGCGGUAUAACGGUUCGAAUGGUAAUCGACAAUAAUCAAAUGAACUGCCACAGAAUAUACGCAAAUGGUUGUAUGCAAUGGAUCUGUUGUAAAUCCGAUUGUCUCGUGAUAUAUCAGAGCAUGCCUGAUGGGACGUUCGAACUGCGUUCGAAUAAGCGGCAUAAUCACGAAGCGCAAAUCAAGUCUAUAGGGUUGAUUCAAGUUUUGAAAAGUGGACGCAAGGAACGGUACGCGUUGGCUUCAUCUGAUGUUGAAAGUGUUGAUCUUAAAUUGAUAUGGAAUGAACAUGAGUGGAAUGUAUCGCCUUUAAGCAAAACGGGAGAUAGAACUGGGGUUUGUGCGGAAUCGACGAAAUGUCGCCGUUAUGUCAAAAUUAUUGGAAACUUUGACCAGUUGGAAGACUUCGGAGAGCAUAAUCAUCCGAAGAAUUUUUGUCUUAUAAGGUCUGAGGAGGCUCCGACGGAAACGGACAUAAAUCUUUGGGAGUUGUUUUGUCAGAUCGAUCCAUGCCAUCUAUCGCUGUCUUGCGAAAUGGAACUUCCAAUUCGGUUGAAACUGUUUUAUCGGGGGAACCAGUACCGACUGGCCGAGUGCUUCUGGGAUGGAUCCAGUAAGUGGCGCUGUGAUACGGUAUCUUGUCAAAUUCUACUGAGCUAUAGUAAAUUUGGGGUAAUAGCCGUGAAAGAGCAUCCCCACGAGGCACCGAUCGAACGGCAGGGUGUGUUGAAUGGAAUAUACUAUUGUGUGAUGGCGACGAAUAUUGGACUGAAACGGAUAUUCUACAAUGCGCAUAGCUUCGGAAGUAGAAGUUCCGGAAAGUGGAUUUGCGCUGUGCCAAAUUGUCAUGCAAGGUUACUCGUAGGGGAAAACUAUGAAUCGUUUAAGAUGAAGGGAACGCACAUUCACGGAGGUUUCGGCGCAAUCAUUCAGCCGUUGUACAAAGAAGCUAUCUACUUAUCGGCUAAAAAUCCUACCCUGCCGGCACCUGUAACCAUAGAAGAUUUGAACGACAUAUUACCAGCAUCAGUUACUUCUGUCGUACCAUCCAGUUCGGCAGUUGUCAAAGCAGCCCCAAAAGAAGCGAAAGUUUCAAAGGAAAUCAAAACUCAAAGCAACCAUUGUCUUGAGUCGCAAUCGGAUGAGUCGGAAAUCACCACGGUUAUUCGGAUGGUUUACGAUGGUCAUCGGUACACGUUUUGUGAGUUCUUCGGCGAUGGUACGUCCUAUUGGCGCUGUUGGGGCCAACGUUGUAAGAAAUCAAUUCACAUGUCUCCAACCGGAUCGCUCUAUUCAAAGAAUGAAGUAAGCGAACACAAUCAUUUGCCAACGGUAUCUCGAAUAGGGCAGAGGCCACGUGACCAUGGCGAACAUUUUGAUUGGUUUGCGGUGUUUGAGGAUGCCACGAAAAAUACGAUCAUGAUGUAUAAGAAUACUCUUUGGGAGUUGGUGCUCGGAGAGGGGAUUUACAUUGCCACGUGUAAGGAUUUUGGAAGUGUAGGAUCAGAUCGGAUUCCAUGCACUGCAAAGAUGCGAAUAUCAACGGAUUUCAGCCAUUUCGAACAAUUGGGUGAAUGUCUCGAGCAUAUUGAGAAAAUAUUGAUAGUUAGAAGUGCUGCGGAAGUUGUUGCUGGUGAUCCCAUGCUGUGGAAAAUGUAUCAGGAGAAAAACCCACUGUAUCUUAGCGAUGGAAGGCUUUUUUGUGAGGGACGGAAUUCGCAUCUUUUCAUUGGUGGCUAUCGGUAUACCCUACAGAGUUUGUUGUGGAAUGGCAGUUCUGUUUGGCGCUGUGCUUUGCAAUUUUGCACAGCCAAGGGACGAAUUACGUCUCGUGGUUACUUCCAAACGGCGGAGCAUAAACACGAGAAACCGGAGCACAUGCAAGGUACAAUUUGGAAUCAGAAACGCCAAAAAGAAGAACGAUACAUCAUUUCAAUAACCUUGAAAAAGACGAUGGCUACAAUGUAUUACAACACCUAUUGUUAUGCCCUGAGGGACACCGAGCGAAAUGUUUGGAGCUGUUAUCCAGGAUUAUGCAAUGCCUCGCUCCGAAUCGAGGGAGAUUUUCAGCGGGUUGUCGACGAAAUGGAACACACACAUGAUGGGACGCUGACGUUCUUUCGAAAGGAUGAAACUCCCGAAAGUCAGGAAACCAUCCCGCCAACGAAAGGUCGAUCGUCUAGGAAACGACCCAGGGAAGCCGCAGAACAACAUGUUACUCCGAAGCUACCUCGUCACCAAGCCGAACCGUUGAUCAUAUCCACCUCCAGUCCAAAGCUGGAAGGCAUACGGCAGAUUUUGGUAAAACCAACCCCAAUCAAGUCGGAUGUCAGGUACCAGCAAAAUCAAAUCGUUCGCUAUCACAACGGUUUCACGUACAGUCGAUCGUCGAUGCAAGCGGACGGAAGCAUAAAACUGGAAUGUAAUAAAUUUCGUUGUCCCGGGAAAGUAAUUCUAUAUCCGGAUCAGUCAGUUGUUCCGAAAGAAGAUCACUCGCACUCGAAAAGUUUCGACACUUACGGAACAAUUUGUGACGUUAUAACGGGUGAAAAUUUGACCUACAUUCUGGUCAAUGGAACGCAGAAACGCAAUGUGACCUACUUUGUGUGUAAUGGAUUCCGGUAUCAUAUUCUGACGAGGUCACAAAACUUGGCCACUGAAUCAGAGUGGCAAUGUGGAAAAUGUGAGGUGAAAAUAUCGAUUAGUAAUUUCUUCAAACGUAUUGAGUUUAGCUCCUCCCACACCCAUGAAGAAACCGAUUUUAUUAUUCCUCCCGAAAGCAAUGAAUCAUAUACUGACGGAAGUAGGCAGAUCACUGGAGGUGUAAAGCAAUUGGACGAAGUUGUUUGGGGUAGCCAUCGGUACACCACCCCCAUCUACAUAAGACGGUUGAACAGGACAAAGUGGAUGUGCUUCAAGCGCAAGCGCUGUCGAGCAUAUUUGUAUCAGAAUACGGACGGAAGUUUCGAGGAUAUGGAACCACAUAACCACGAGGGACCGGUUGAAAUAGUCGGCGAAGCUCGGUAUGAUGAUUUGUUGAAGAUUAAAGACCGAUAUGCUAUUUUGAAACCAGGCGAAAGACCAAAGGUACGGCAGCUUUUAUUCCAAAAUCACAAGUAUUACGACACUGUGAAAGGUUGGGUAUGCAUUAGGAAGUCCUGUAAUGGAAAGAUUCAAGCAAACACUGAUUUUGACAAAUUGCAAAUCCUCCAAGGUCAUUCUCACCAACCAAUCAUCACAAUGAUUAAAUUCCAAGAGGAAAUCCAAAGCUGUUCGGUUUUACCCCAGUAA